Perca flavescens (yellow perch) is the source of this 604-nucleotide messenger RNA. Its product is annotated as histone H2A. The record is from RefSeq and is a predicted model, not a curated record. Bases 72 to 455 code for a protein of 127 amino acids. Gene Ontology annotation, molecular function: DNA binding; protein heterodimerization activity; structural constituent of chromatin. Gene Ontology annotation, cellular component: nucleosome. NCBI's taxonomy places the organism in Eukaryota, Metazoa, Chordata, Actinopteri, Perciformes, Percidae. The transcript has a single exon.
GCUCUCCGUGGACAUAAAAGGGAGGGUUUGGGCUGUUGUUGGCACAGUGUAUCACUAAAACUCAUCGCAAAAUGUCUGGAAGAGGAAAAACCGGAGGCAAAGCCAGAGCUAAGGCUAAGACCAGGUCUUCUCGUGCCGGGCUUCAGUUCCCAGUCGGCCGUGUCCACAGGCUGCUCCGCAAAGGGAACUACGCUCAGCGCGUCGGUGCCGGAGCCCCCGUGUACCUGGCGGCCGUGCUGGAGUACCUGACCGCUGAGAUCCUGGAGCUGGCUGGAAACGCUGCCCGCGACAACAAGAAGACCCGUAUCAUCCCCCGCCAUCUGCAGCUGGCCGUCCGCAACGACGAGGAGCUCAACAAGCUGCUCGGCGGAGUUACCAUCGCUCAGGGCGGCGUGCUGCCCAACAUCCAGGCCGUCCUGCUGCCCAAGAAGACCGAGAAGCCCGCCAAGAAGUAAACAACCGAGGUUCUCUGACUGCUGGAGACCAGCCCCCCAAAAAGGCUCUUUUAAGAGCCAAACACAUUUCUGAUAAAGAGCGCUGAUUCCCACGUUGCUGUCUAUUAUGCACAUAAUUUGGACAAUUAUACAGGAUCGGUUUUUUUUAU